Amphimedon queenslandica is the source of this 1734-nucleotide messenger RNA. RefSeq names its product shootin-1-like. The transcript is spliced from 20 exons. NCBI's taxonomy places the organism in Eukaryota, Metazoa, Porifera, Demospongiae, Haplosclerida, Niphatidae. The record is from RefSeq and is a predicted model, not a curated record. Gene Ontology annotation, cellular component: cytoplasm; cell leading edge; axonal growth cone. The coding region runs from base 1 to 1734 and encodes 577 amino acids. Gene Ontology annotation, biological process: neuron projection morphogenesis; positive regulation of neuron migration.
AUGUCAACAACGGCAGCUUAUAAUAUCAGGGGACCGCACCGUCCCCCACCGCCUCCUCCGAGACAAAAAAGUUUAGAACACCGUCCCCUACCCCAGCCUUUGGAUAUGCAGAGCAGCAUCACAGGACCAGCUCCAGUACAGCAUCCUCCUUCCAUUUACCAGCAGCAACAGAAUGGGGCAGUGACUGGUAGCAGCAGUGCUCCUCGUCUUCCUCCAAAUGGUGGGAGCCAGGGAAAGGAGGAGGUGAUAAUGAAGUAUAUGACUGUUGAUAGAAAUUAUGAGACUUUAAAAUCUGUUGCAAGAAAAGCUUUAAUUGAGUUUGAUCAAAUGAGACAGAGACACGAUCAGAAUCUAAAGCAGGUAGAAGAGCAGAAGAGGGCAAGGAUAGAGGCACAAAGCCAGCUCAAGUCUAUACAAGAUGAGCUGGAAAACCUCAGAGAAACUUCUGCCAAAGCUUUUGAUCAAUAUGGUAAACUGACCCAGGACCUUGAAGAACAAACGGAAAUGAGAGAAAGAGCAGAAACAAUGGCAAUGGAGAUGUCUCAAGAGAACAAGAUCCUAAAGAGAGCUACCUCAUCUCUUAGCAAUGCUACUAGUACGAGUGGUGAAGAUCACAAGAAGCUGCUAGCGCAACUCAAUGAAUUGACAACAGAAAACUCCAAACUAUUUACAGAGAAGGAAGAUCUUGAUCAAGCACUGAAUGAAGUGAAGAAAGAACUGCUUGUCCUCCAGGAACGAGUUCAGAAAAGUGAAAAGAAGUUACAGGUCACUCAGUCUGAACUUGAAGCUAGUAAAGCAUCGCUGACACAAACAACAGAGAAAUGUACUAGACUAGAAGAGGAGCUAAUGGUGAGACCUACUGCAGCACAACUGGCCGAAUUUGAGCAGUUAAAAACAAUGUCUCAGCUAACAAUUGAUCAAAUGAAGGGCUUGAGCAUAGAACUGGAGGAAGAGAAGGCAGCAAGAGCAGAAGCUGAAAGCAAAGCUAAUAAAUUACAAACUAGUCUUAAGACAUUGCAAAGGCAAAGUACAGCAUUAAUGUCAGCAGCUGCUGAUGAUGAUAAAUUAACAAAUGCUCUGUUGGAAAUUGAAACACUUCAAAAGAAACUAAGCGAUUCUGAGCAAAAUAGUCAAGUGAAAAUUAAAGAGUUAGAGGAGCAGAUUGCUUUACUUCAGGAAUCAUCUCUAGCAGAAGAGAACCAACAACUUGACGAGAGAUUGAGAUUAUUAACAAGCCAAUUGGAUACCGAAGGACAAAGGGCAGCCACUGCUGAGGCAGAAGUUGAGGAGUUGAAGGCACAAGUGUCUCAAUUAAAGGAAGCAGCUUCAUCAUUACCUUCUGGUGGAUCAGGUCCUCCUCCUCCUCCUCCUCCCCCUCCCCCUCCUCCACCAGGAAGUGGAGCUCCUCCCCCUCCACCACCUCCCCCUCUACCUCCAGGAGUACCACCGCCCCCACCUCCUCCCCCUCCCCCACCUGGUGGAUCAGGAGCUGCUCCUCCUCCUUUACCAUCUCUCGGAGCAUCACUGGCCAGUGUACAGUUAAAAAAAGCUUCUGUAGAUGAAAAAUCGCCAGAAGAAUCAUCUGGUGGUGAUCCAAUGGCUAAUGUAAUGGCAUCCAUACGUAGUGGACAGGUCAAACUGAGAAAAGCUAAAGUAGAAGAAAAGAAACCUUUAGCUCCUGCUGAUCCGAUGGCUAGUAUGAUUGCAUCAAUAAGAAGUGGUAAUAACAUAUAG